Molecule: messenger RNA, 2802 nt
Organism: Xenopus laevis (African clawed frog)
Lineage: Eukaryota; Metazoa; Chordata; Amphibia; Anura; Pipidae
Product: QRFP-like peptide receptor
Exons: 2
Coding region: 526-1833 (435 amino acids)
Source: RefSeq, a predicted model, not a curated record
GCUCUCGGACGCUCCCACUACAGAACUGUGCCUCUGGAUUUUCUCUCUGAUGCGAAAUCAGAUGCUUCUUUCCACCUGAAUAUGUGUAAAUGGCAACUCAGAGGCACUUUGAGGAUUAAAGAACUCAUAAAGCACAAUGACAUGGGGAGUUUCUAGCAUAAUCUCUUAUUUAACAAACAGACAGCUAAGAACCAGAAAAAGUAUUAUCCAGACCUCGUCAGUAAAGAUUAUUUAUGCACUGAGCACAUCUGAUUCACCGAGAUUAGAUAUAUUGACCACGCUUUGGAGUAGCCUGUGAUAUCUGUCCUAUCUACUUAUCUUCAGAUCCAUGGAUGAUUUGCCUUGGAAUGAAUGUGACCAACUUAGACAGGAAUUACCUGGCAGAGCUGGACUUUUUCAAGUACAUCAUGCAACUAAAAUACUGGGAAACCAAACUAAAUGAAACGUCAGGCCGGAAUGCAAAGAUCUCCAGAUUAAACCUGAAUAAAAUAUUAUCAACAUUUUCCACCCCAUCUUAAAGAAGCAAUGAAUUCAUCUGGCGGUGUGGAAGAUAUUAACUCAUCUCUACUAGGCUUUACAGUGCACAGCAAUCUGUCCAUACAGAUACUGGGAAAUGAUAGCCAAGAGUUGAAUCUUGAAGAACUGGAAAAAAUUUUAUUCCUCUUUGACAAAGAACCUAUUACGAUUAUUCUCACUACUAUGUAUGUCCUCUCAUUUGUUGUAGGCAUUAUCGGCAAUAUAAUGUCUAUUAAGGUUCUGACUGGAAAAAGAAGUGGAAGGACCUCUAGUUUAAGUGCCACCAGAAGCCUGCUUAUCAAUCUGGCUAUAUGUGACCUAAUGGUGGUUUGUAUCUGUAUGCCCAUUACCGUUGGCAACUUGAUUUACAAAGUAUGGGUAUAUGGAGAUUUUCUGUGCAGAGCAGUGCCUUUUAUCCAAGCCGUGUCUGUAUCUGCCAGUGUGCUUAGCCUAACAGUUAUCAGUGUAAACAGGUACUAUAAUGUACAUAACCCUCUUAAUGCCAGGUCUUUCUUCACCCAAAAGAAAAUAUUUUGUACCAUUGUAGUGGUGUGGGUAGUGUCUUCCAGUAUAUGCAUGCCUCUAAUAUUCAUGAAUAAAAGAGAUGAGAUAGCAAUCAUUCCAAGUUUGCCAUUUGUUUUCCCAAUCUGCCUAGAAAUAUGGCCCCAUGUUGUGUUCAAACAGGCAUAUAACUUCCUCUUGUUCUGUGCUUUGUAUUGCCUGCCAGUUCUCUUCAACAUGGUUAUUUGCUUCUUGACUAUACGCAAACUUUGGAGCUCUGCUUGUAAUUUCAAAGAGUGUGACUCAAGAAAUCAGUCGUUUCCAGUUUCCAGGCUCAAAGUCAGGAAGAAAAUUGCUAAGAUGGUGGUAGCCUUGGUAUCUCUUUUUGCAGUUUCCUGGUUACCGUUUUACAUGCUGGACAUCUGGAUUGAUUUUAACAUUCCCAAGCCAUCUCAGGUAGAUACUCCAUCACCUUGGAUUCUUCAUCUGAGACCAUUUGCUCAAUGGCUUGGACUCACUAACUCCAGUCUCAAUCCAAUCUGUUACUGUUUUGUGGGAGACCUGUAUAGGUCAGCCAAGCAAAUGAAGAACAUUUACCACAACAGAAUGAUUUCUCUCUUCAGCUUCUCAUUUUCGGAUGGAUCUCCGCACUCAAUGCCUAGGCUGCUCUCUUACAAAAACUCAGUAAGUUCAGCCAAGAACUCUAAAACCAGUUGUCCUCUAGCAAUGGGGGACACUUGCGAGAACUGCUACCCCAUGAUUAAUGUGUGUGAAUCUACUGCUGUAAAAUCCAUACCACCUCAUAAAUUAUGUUAAAGUCAAGAGUGCCAUUAUACUAAAAUGAUGGGCUUGGAAAUACAUAUUUUUUAAUAGUCUCAAAGAGCAAUGACUCAGAAAAAACCAUCCUGGAAAUAUUCAUAGUAAAUUGAUCACACUGUAAGUUAAAAAACAGAUUGACAGUGUCAGGAAAAUCAAAUACAGUUAUUUUUUUAAGUGCUUUAUUAAUUUGAAUGCAGUAUUUCAGUAAAAGUAAAAGUUUAUUGACUUGUCAAACCUCUUCCUAUCAAGAACUACAAACUCAUUAUUUGGGUAUGUCACAAAGAGCACACAAGUUGAAGAAAACUUUAAAAUGUGUGCUGCAACCAAUGUACAAAUGAUAUCAAUUUGGCCUUUAGAAAAUCAUAGCUGGGACAAAUAUACCACAAUAAACACAAUGCAGAAUACAACUGGACACACCAAAAUGGGAGUAAAAACAAUAGAAAAAAGUUUGUGGGUUCACAAAACUUAGGGAUGUUUUCAUUCUCUUAACUUGGGAAAUUCGGGAAUCUUAAAACACUCUGCACUCUAAUAAAGUAGGCUUUAUCAGUGUGUCUAGAUGUGUUCUGGAUAUGGAUAGAAGUGUGUGAAGGAUCCCAGAAGCUGUAGACCUGCAGAAAUGGAGCAACCAGCUUAUCUGUGAUUGGAAAGGGACGGUUUGCACUGGUUCCAUUUUGUUUAGUCCUUAUCAUGCAAAUAUUUAAUGCUUUUAAGAGUACAACUGCAGAGAAUUUUGAAUGUGUUUGGUGCUUUCUUUGUAAACAUAGCAUAGAUACAAUAACAAUGGACACUUUUGCCACUAAGCACUAAGGCAAUAAGAGCACCAAGACUUAGGGGCAGAUUUAUUAAAGGACAAAGUGGCUAACGCUAGCAACAUUUUUCCAGAAAUUGUAUCCGCAGGGACAUCUUCAAUUUACUAACAGGUGUAGGGGACAAUUCACUAGCGAAUGGGACCAUCACUAGCGUUCA